Molecule: messenger RNA, 1517 nt
Organism: Branchiostoma belcheri (Belcher's lancelet)
Lineage: Eukaryota; Metazoa; Chordata; Leptocardii; Amphioxiformes; Branchiostomatidae
Product: barH-like 2 homeobox protein
Exons: 4
Coding region: 175-951 (258 amino acids)
Biological process (GO): regulation of transcription by RNA polymerase II; cell differentiation
Cellular component (GO): nucleus
Molecular function (GO): RNA polymerase II cis-regulatory region sequence-specific DNA binding; DNA-binding transcription factor activity, RNA polymerase II-specific
Source: RefSeq, a predicted model, not a curated record
CUGUAAUUUAGUGUAAAAGUUAUUGGUUGCUUCAAACCAGCAUGUCGGUAGGAAUAUUGUUCUCAGCAAGCCUCGAGAAAAAAGACGCCAGACUACAGUGUCGACAUCGCUUCUUUCGAAUUCUUCUUUUUCUGCUCGUCACUUGAUUGCUGCGGGGAAGUUGGACCGUGCGCCAUGCUCAGCUUCUCGGUGGAGGCCAUCUUAUCCAAACCGUCCUCCCACGGGCAGGACAGGUGCGAGCCCUCGGCGGGCGGAGACAGGGAACAUGCAGGACCGUGGCGGGCAUGGACUAACCCCGUCCCAACACCCGACGGUCCGCCCGGGUACUGCUCGGUACAGCCGCCGUGGAUGUUCCAUCCCAGUCCCGCACUUUUCAUGCCUUCCUCUGCGGAGAGCAUCCCAGUUACACCCUCACCGAGUUCAAGUUCGAGUGACUCACAUAUUGGACACUCGGCACACAGUGGCACAGACGUUCUAUCGUCCCACCAAGGACAUGAGGAGGGCUCCGGAGAACAGGCGUGCGACGAGACACACCUUGACCUUGACGACGAUGGGGAGGGGGAUAACAGCCCUGACCCUACCGCGGCUGAAGGCAGCUCAGAGCCCGAGGACAGCCGCAGACGGCAGAGGAGACUGUUCAGCGGGCACCAAGUCAUGGAGUUAGAGACGCGCUUCUCGGAGAAAAACUACCUCAGCAGGAUCGAGAGGAUUUGUCUGGCAAAUGCAUUGAACCUGAGUGAGACGCAGGUGAAGACGUGGUUCCAGAACAGACGCACAAAGGCGCGGCGGAAACACCUGACCGGGCGCUACUGGGGCCGGUGGCCGGGCGGGUACCGCGUGCAGCACGGCCUGACCUACGGGCCGCCGGACGACACCAUGCGGGCUGCUAUCGACGACCUGAUCCGCCGGUACGAGGACGGACAGGUGGAGAUCAGACUGACUAACUACUAACUACCACCAUUACUGUGUCACUUACUAUUAUAUGACCUGGCCUACUUAUGAUGAGAAAAUAUAACAUGUCCGGGCCGGAUCUGCUUAGAGAUUACUUUUUGUCCGGAUGCCUCUCAUCCAAAGAGAUUUACAAAACAAACUGAAGCCAUGUAUCUGCUUGAAUACUACAUGUAGUAUCAUAAACUAACACUGUGCUGAACUUCAGUCGUUCCAUCUGCAUGCGUAGACUGAAUGGAAGUCAAUGCUGACAAACGACCGGUUCAGAAAUAUGUGUAACGUUAGUUACCUAGUGUGAAGCGUGAAAGGUUGUUGCGACGACUGUAUCGUUUAUAUGAUAUAUGACUUUUUUGUUCGGUUCUGUUCAGUUAUGAGUUGUUACUACCUUUACAUUUCAUUAUUUAGCAUAGUAAACAGCAUUUUUGUUGUAAAAGAAGGUAUCUCAGGAAUAGAAGUGAUGUACAAUCAUUAUUGCUCGUAUUGCAAUAUGAAAUUUCGAAAUUCGUAUUAUAGAAGAUUAUUGGUAUUAGAUUAUCAUUUAGUUUGUUAUAAGUACUAUGCAAGACGUG